Molecule: messenger RNA, 4518 nt
Organism: Chiloscyllium plagiosum (whitespotted bambooshark)
Lineage: Eukaryota; Metazoa; Chordata; Chondrichthyes; Orectolobiformes; Hemiscylliidae
Source: RefSeq, a predicted model, not a curated record
UCCCCUUUGUGGCAACAGGAAGUCUCUCUCGCAACAGCUGGAAGCUCCUGGAGGUGCCCGGAUAAUGACCAGGGCUGUUCGAUCUUUAAGUUCAGCUCAUUUAAUCCACUCGUGCUCCAGUACCUCACCUUCAGUCAUCUCAAACAUUGUUUUGAUGAAAGGUCAGGGAAAGGGACUGGGCUUCAGUGUGGUCGGAGGAAGAGACAGUGUGUACGGACCAAUGGGUAUUUUUGUAAAGACAAUAUACCCAGAAGGAGCAGCAGCUGCUGAUGGCAGACUGAGGGAAGGAGAUGAAAUACUUGAGGUGAAUGGAGUUUUGAUGAAUGAAUUAACCCAUGAUGAAGCUAUACAAAUAUUUAAGCACGUGAGGAAAGGAGUACUUACAUUAACAGUCAGGACUUGUUUAAGGAGCCCCGGCCUCAGUCAGGGCCAGUCAGGAGCUGAACAUCUGAGCCGCUCAUGGUCAACCAGUUCGACUGCUGACUUUAGCAGAGGAACCUGUUCAAGUUCGGAACUGGAUAACAUGCUGUUCCUACAAAAGACACCACAUCCUAAUGACAGGAUUAUUAUGGAGGUCGCCUUAUUCAAGGAGGAUGGUGUUGGUUUGGGAAUCGGGUUGUGCAGCGUGUGCACACCCCUGCAACCAUCUGGCAUUUAUAUCCACACUCUCUCUCCGGGAUCUGUAGCACAUCUGGAUGGGAGACUCCGGUGCGGUGAUCGCAUUUUAAAGAUUAAUACAACAAGUGUCCACAAUCUGACCCUGAAUGAGGUUUACACUCUCCUACAGCAUUGCAAGUCUGGACCUAAUGAUCUAACGAUUAGCCGGCAUCCUGAUCCCCUGAUUUCUGAACAGCAAUUCAAUGAAGCAAUUUUAUUAACUGUUGAAAGUGCUCGGUUCAAUAAGGACAGUAAUCCAUGGAGUACGCAAGACCAAAGGAGAAAUGAAAUCCCUUUCCACAGAAAGCAAAUGUGGGAGAGAUACACAGACAGAAAUUUCACCAAAAAAUCGCAGAAGCCAAUGACACGUUCGAGCAGUGACAGCAGUUACUUCAAUAGUCCGACUACAAACAGUGGCACUAUCUUCUACAUUAACCACAGCAAAGGCUUCCAGACAGGAAUACCUGGCUCUGAUGGUCAAAUGGGCACACACACUGACUCUCUUGGCUUCACAUCACCAAAUGGACCAGAAUACUCUCCCACUUCCACUAAGGAUUUACAUUCAGCUAAAAUUAAAGAGCUUGAUAAGUGUGCCGCAGAAAUGAUGGAAAGAAACAUUAAUGAUUCAAAGAGGAUGUGUCCACAAACCCCUCCACCAAGGAUUGGGACCAGUCUGCAGAAAGACCAACUUGCUAUAGAAGUGAAUGGAGGUCUCCACAUGCACACAAAGGAUGGACCAUCUCAGAAUGACCUUUCUCAGGAAAUAAAGACUCAGAAGCCACGAGAGGACAAAGCAGUUUACAUUGACAGCAACCUCCUCACGUCAGGACUGGCUGGAGAUCAGCAUUUAACUGUCCUGGACUCAAAUUGGCUUGAAUUAAGAGGAGCAAAUCAAGCUAACUGCCCAGCAAGGCCACUGCUAAGAAGGCAGGCGUGUGUGAAUCUGUGCUGUGAGGGGGAGAAACAGGAAGCCUGCAAGCAGACUGCUGAAGAGACCGAAAACCUCCAAACGAGAAGUAUAUCUGCAAUGAUGGAGGACUCGGGGGGUGAAGUUGUUCAUAACGCAAUGGAGGAGAACCAAGCAACUGCACAAUCUCACGGACUUUCCAAACAGUCAGCUCCCCCUCCAAGAGCAGAAAGUCAGGAUGGAACUGAAAGCAAACACAGUCCGUUUACCAAUGGACUGUCUGAUGGAGAUGGUUCUGUGGAGAACAGCAAUUCAAACUCGACUGUUUCCAAAUCUAUUGCUUCACAUAAAAAUGAGACAAGUCAAAGCUUGCCUCCAGCUGAGGAUGUGGAAGGGCGAACUUUGAAGCAGCUCGACCCCGUUCUAACUGACACGGCAGUAGAGGGAAGAAUAUCAGAGCCUUCAUCCAAAUAUGCUUUCCCCUCACGCUCUCAAGUUACAGGAUCCAGAAAUGAUCAAACAGGAACAUCUCCAACAGAUGACCCUGAACUACAGGGAAGAGCAACAGCCUGUUCAUUUGAAGCCGGCAGGAAUCGCAUUUUAAUGGGCGGUUUGAAAACCGAGAGCGGUGCCACUACUUCAGCAGCAGAAAAGACCAGUGUAAAGAAAGGGCCACCUGUUGCCCCCAAGCCAGUGUGGUCCCGCCAAAGUCUGAAAGCUUCAAGGAAUGGGAUGGAGGUGCCUGACACCAUGACGAAGAGCAGCAAGGAGAGGCGCUUUGGUUCAUCUCGAAAUGUAGCUCCCCAAGCCCAGUCCAUAAAACAAAGGAUCUAUUCAUUUGAAACACUUUCUAGUGCUGACACCCUGGACAAAGGGAACAAAAGGGACACUUGUUCACCAUCUCCGGUUUCAGCUAAAACCGUGGAAAGAACCGUCUCUGCGCCAAGUAUUGAACGUGAUUCUAAAGCACCGCCUCUACCUCCAGUCCCUGCCACCCAGCCCCCUGAUAAUGGGAAAGCAGUGACUGUAUCCCAGAAGGUAGGGGCUGAGGUACCAGCUGAAGCUCGAGAUGGCAAGAUAUACUCGAGCUGCGGUCCAAGGAGAAGUAACAGUGUGAGUAGUGAACUAUCCACCUCUCCAUGUGGCUCCCCACAGGUACUGUCACAGCUGGUAAAGUCACCUGGCCUUCGAACUAGGAGCUUCCCACUAGCCUCCAAUUCCUCAUAUGAUGUUUUUGAAGUUAAAGGUAUGAGAGAAGGAUUGCUGUCUGCAAGCAGUGACAAGAUACACACCAUCAGCAACCAGGUCUCGCAUGCUCUGAUGAAAAGUGUACUUGCAUUUCCACAGUCACCAGGAUCUUGGUGUGGAAGCCCCAGGAACACGUGCCCUAGCUCUCCUUACUCUCCUUCCGACCAGGACCUAUUGUGGACUGAUCAAUCCCCAUUGGCAUCACCGACGGUUAACAACUGUCAGCUGGAGAAAGGCUUCUCUCUCAGUCUUGCAGAAUUACGAGUCUGCACUAUCAGUCUGACAGAUGAAAAUCAGAGCAAAGAUGAUAAAAGGGAACGCUCCUCAUCGUUAUCUGCCUGUGUUUCUGCCCAGUCGGUCAUAUCCUCGAUGCCUGCAGACGAGCUGGAGAAACUGAUCGAGGAAGUGAAGAGCUUGGAUGAGGAGACCUUAAAGCAAUUUGAAGACAUUCAUGUUGUGGUCCUGCACAAAGAGGAAGGGUCUGGUCUUGGAUUCAGCAUCGGUGGAGGAAUCGACCUGGAAAACAAAGUGACAACUGUUCAUAGAGUGUUUCCAAAUGGACUGGCAGCUCAGGAAGGGACCAUCCAAAAAGGAGAUGAGAUUCUAUCGAUCAAUGGACAAUCUCUGAAAGGUGUUACUCAUAUGGAGGCUCUAGGCAUCUUACGGCAGGCCCGACUGCCAAAGCAAGCAGUGAUUGUAAUACACAAGGGCAAGGAAGGUGAAAGGAAGCUGAGUAUUCCGACAGAAAGCUCAGCAACUGACAGUCCCACAAGCUCAGCAGCAGACAAUAACGUGAACACUUUCACUGUGGAACUUGAAAAAAAUGCAGGAGGUUUGGGCUUCAGUCUGGAAGGUGGGAAAGGCUCCAUUAACGGUGACAAGCCAUUGAUUAUCAACCGGAUCUUUAAAGGGGGUGCCCUUGACCAGAACAACAUUAUCCAGACUGGUGAUGAGCUGCUUCAAGUGAACUCCACCAUCCUGCAAGGUCUGAGCCGUUUUGAGGCUUGGAACGUCAUCAAGUCCCUGCCGGAUGGGCCCUGCACAGCGACAAUUAGGAGGAUUGGUCCAAUUCCUAGCACUGCCAAAGCAUCACAAGAUGCUGAAUAAAGCCCCUAAUUACCAACUAAGGACUUUAUAAACUUAAUGUAGAGACAUCUCUUCCACAUAAUUCAGCUAAGCUAUAACGUGGAUUACAUACUAAUAUCCACAGGGAUGCACUGUGACAGAUGGGGUUGUUAGUCUUUUAGACUGGUUAUUCUUGUGAACAGAUUGAGGUGUUAUCUUUAUUAAGUCCUUUUAUUCAUCUCCAGCAAGCAGUCUUAUUGUGACAAAUUCAGGCUUGCUCCUUGCUCUUAUAAACACUUACUAUCCCCAUAUCCAAUAGUGUGUGCUGGCCAAGACUUCAAUCUGACAGCUCCCUCAGCUCAUUACACUCCUGCAUGUUUAAGUUUGUGCCCAACUUUUGUUAAUGCAUGUAACACAAACAACUUUAUGAAUUGCUAAUUGCCUUAUUGCAGGUACAUGGUCACAUCCUGCUAAUGCAUAAGCAGGAUGCUACCCAACAAAGCAAAAAGUUAAUAAAUACUUUGUCUACUGUUUCAUACUGUCCACACCCUCCACAAAGGUGCCAAUCUCCAUUGCAAAGGCAGAAUUCCUACUUCUACUGCUGUACCAUUUCCUGUUCCAUCCUCCAUUAACUAAACUUA